Molecule: messenger RNA, 1314 nt
Organism: Epithele typhae
Lineage: Eukaryota; Fungi; Basidiomycota; Agaricomycetes; Polyporales; Epitheliaceae
Product: Six-hairpin glycosidase-like protein
Exons: 6
Coding region: 1-1314 (437 amino acids)
Biological process (GO): carbohydrate metabolic process
Source: RefSeq, a predicted model, not a curated record
AUGGCGCGCGUGAGCGCCAUCGCGCUCGCGCUCUGCGCCACGACGUCGCCGCUCGCCGCGCACGCGCAGAAGCUCUCCGACAGCCAAGUGGACGGAGUCGUGCAGCGGCUCGCGGAGGGGGCGACACACAGCUGGGAGCUCGGCACGCGCGCCCAGGCCCUCCUUGAACUCAACUCGCCCGCCUACUCCGUCCUCACCGCCAACGCCGCCGUCCCGCCCUCGUCCAACGGCCCGGUCUCGCUCUCAGACGUCCUCGGGAUCGCCAAGUCCGUCGUCGCGAACCUGACGAACACGAGCACCGUCGCGCAGCCGCUCAUCAGCGGCGACGGCGCCGCGGGAGACCCUGCAAGCCUCGGCGUCGCGGUCUUGAUCGCGAACCUGACCGGCCAGACGGGCGAGGACUACGGUGGCGCGGCGGCUGACCAGCUGCAGUACUUGCUCGAGAAGGUGCCGCGGACGAGCGACGGCGCGAUCUCGCACAGGGUGAGCCAGGUGCAGCUCUGGUCAGACUUUGUGUACAUGGUCCCGCCGUUCCUGGCGUAUUACGGCGUGCUCUCGCGGAACGAAUCCUUGAUCCAGGAAGCGUACGUUCAGUGCCAGCUUUAUCGGCAAUACCUCCGCGACGACGCUGCGGGCGGGCUCUGGAAGCACAUCCUCCUUGGGGACUUCAACGACGCAGGGCAUUGGUCUACAGGGAACGCAUGGGCUGCGGCGGGCAUGCUGCGGGUGCUCGGGACAAUCCAACGUUCGUCGUACGCCAAGGACUUCACCGCUCAGCAGAGCUCUCUUGUCAGCUGGGUCUCGGAGAUCCACGACGCGAUGUACGCUCACCUCCCGUCCAGCGCGCUGUUCAACAACUACGUCGACGCCAACAACUCCUUCGCGGACGCGUCGGGCACAACCCUCCUCGCCGCCUCCGUGUAUCGCCUCGCGCUCAUGGCGGGCGUGCACACGCACCUGCCCAACGCGGAGAAGAGCCGCACCGCGCUCUUUGGGCCAUCCAGUGGCUCGUCUUCAUCUUCUGCUUCCUCGUCCUCGUCCUCGUCCUCGUCCUCCACCACUGCUCCCCCGUCGUCGCUCGCGCACUUUGACGGCGACAUGUGGCUCACGCCUGUCGUGAACCCGAACAGCUUCGGCGACGAGGGCUCCCAGUCGCCCGAAGGCCAGGCGUUCGUCGUCGAGCUCCACUCCGCCUACCGCGAUUGGGUCGCCGCAGGCUCGCCCGGGGCUAACGCAGCUACUGCGCGCCGUGCGCCUGCGCUCGCUGCUGUCGCUGCCGUCGUGCUCGCGAUGGCGGUCGGGCUCAUUCACUGA